CCCGCCCGACCCAGAGCGAGAACGCAGCGGGACCGGCCGGAGGACGAUGCCGGUGACCCUGGAACUGCGGCUUCUGCUGCUGGCACUGGCGCUGCGGGGGGAGGCAGCGUCCCCCUCAGUGUCCCCCUCAGUGUCCCCUGCCAUGUCCCCCCCUGAGUCCCCCUCCGAUACGUGUGGGGCAGCGCUGGCGGAUGUGCUGAGGCGGCUGCAGGAGCUCGAGGGACACGUGCAGGCACUGAGGGGACACUGUGGGGACACGGGGGGACCCCAGGCCGGGACAGGCCGGUCGGUGCAGCUCUGUGCGCCCCCUGCCGGCGGCGGCUGCGCCUGCCCCGCCCCCUCGGGCGCGGCCCCGCCCCCGGCCCCGCCCCCCGCGUGCCCGCGCGGCUGCAGUGACCAGGGCCGCUGCGAGCGCGGCCGCUGCCGCUGCUUCCCGGGCUGGGGCGGCCCCGACUGCGCCACGCCCGCCUGCGCCCCGGGCUGGGGCGGGGCCCGCUGCGACAUCGAGGUGCCCUGGGUAACACCACGGUUGGCCUCCCGCACCCCAACGUCCCUGCGCAUCACCUGGCCCCAGCCCCUCGUUCCCCCUGAUGGCUACCGGGUGACACUCGUGCCCCUGGAUGACCCUGUGGCCAUGACAACGCACGAACUGCCCAGCUCUGCUGUCGCCUUCUCAGUGACAGGGCUAUCCCCAGGCCGCCCCUUUGAGCUGCUGGUCCAAGCCCGGCGGGGGCCGCAUCUGGGGGCACCCGGAGUCCUGCGUCUGCGCACAGCGCUCAUCUCGGCUGUGCCCCACCAUGAAGUGUCCCCGGAAUCGCCUCAAGGCUCCCUGGGGUCCCCAGCAGUGGCACCAUCAGCCCGAGGGUCCCCAGAGUCCACAGGAUCCUCAGGGUCACUGGGGUCCCCAGGGUCACUGGUGUCACCCAUAUCACCAGACGUGUUCUUGGGGUCACCCGGGUCUUUGGGGUCACCAGCAUCCCCCAAGGUUCCAGCAUCCCCUGUGGCUCGAGGGUCCCUGGGAUCCCCAGCACCCCCAAGGUCAUCAGUGUCACCAGAAUCCCCAGAGUCACCAGCAUCACCAGAAUUCCCAGGGUCAUCAGUGUCACCAGAUUUCUCAGUGUCACCAGUGUCCCCAGAGUCCCCAGUGUCUCCAGAGUUCCCAGAAUUGCCAGGAUCCCCAGAGUCCCCAGUGUUCCCAGGGUCCCCUCCACCCCCGUGGUCCCCACUGUCCCCGUGGGCCCCACUGUCCCCAGGCAUCCCCUCCCUGCAGGACCUGGUGGCCCGGCUGUCCCCGUACAGUGGAUCCCUGCUCCAGCGUCUUGAGAGCCACCUUCGGGCUACCAACUUCCCUCUCCGUGGCAAUCAGACAGUGCCAGGGGUGGCCCAUGCCAUCCUGGCCUACAUCCUGCGCCGGCACCCAGCCCUGGGGAGAGGACAGGGACCCACAGGGGAGGGUGGAAACCAGGAGCCGGUGCUGGAAUGGGGGGACAUGGAUGGGAUGGAGCCGAUGGAGCCAUGGAAGAACAUGGGGAAAACAGUCAAAGCCGAGCCAGAGGAGCUGCGUCCAUCCCGGCCAGUCCUGGGUGACCUCAGUGUCACCAGUGUCACCCCCAGCUCCAUGCGGCUGCAGUGGAGUGUCCCCAAGGACUCCUUUGACUCCUUCAUGCUGCAGUACCGGGAUGCCCAGGGCCAGCCCCAGGCCCUGCCCAUUGAUGGUGGGUCUCGCUCAGUGACGGUGCUGGGGCUGUCCCCAUCUCGCCGGUACCGCUUCCACCUCUAUGGGUUGCGGGGUGGGAAGAGGAUCGACCGCGUCUCCAUUGAUGUCAUCACAGCUGCAACACAGCCAGAGGAGCUCCUCCUGCCCUCAGAGGAACCUCAAGAUGAGAAACGCCAAACUGAGUCCCCCACAUCCGAGGCACCCCUGGUGUGGGCAGUGCUGGAGGAGCUGAGGGUCUCCAGUGUCACACCCAACUCUGUGCAGCUUCAGUGGAGUGUCCCUGAGGGCUCCUUUGAGUCCUUCAUGUUGCAGUACCGGGAUGCCCAAGGCCAGCCCCAGGCCCUGCCCAUCGAUGGCGGGUCCCACUCGGUGACGGUGCCGGGGCUGUCCCCAUCCCAUCGGUACCGCUUCCACCUCUAUGGGCUGCAGGGCAGGAAGAAGAUUGACCAUGUCUCCACUGAGGCUGUGACAGGCACAGAAGAGCAAGAGGAGCUGCCCCUGCCCUCAGAGGAGCAAAAACAUGAGAAACUCCAAACUGAGGCCCCUCCAUCUGAUGCUCCCCCAGUGCGGGCAAUGCUGGGAGAGCUGAGGGUCUCCAGUGUCACACCCAACUCUGUGCAGCUACAGUGGAGUGUCCUUGAGGGCUCCUUUGACUCCUUCAAGCUGCAGUACCGGGAUGCCCAAGGCCAGCCCCAGGCCCUGCCCAUUGAUGGAAGGUCCCACUUGGUGACAGUGCCGGGGCUGUCCCCAUCCCACCGUUACCACUUCCACCUCUACGGGUUGCAGGGCAGGAAGAAGACUGACCAUGUCUCUAUUGGUAUUAGCACAGCACAGCAAGAGGAGCUGCCCCUGCCAACAGAGGAGCACCAACAGGAGAAGCCUGAAACGAAAUCCCACCCAUCUGAGGGACCCCUGGUGAGGGCGGUGCUGGAGGAGCUGAGGGUCUCCACCAUCACCCCCAGCUCCGUGGGGCUGCAGUGGACUGUCCCCAAGGGCUCCUUCGACUCCUUUAUGCUGCAAUAUCGGGAUGCCCAAGGCCAGCCCCAGGCCCUGCCCAUCGAUGGCGGGUCUCGCUCGGUGACAGUGCCGGGGCUGUCCCCAUCCCAUCGGUACCGCUUCCACCUCUAUGGGCUGCGGGGCAGUAAAAGGAUUGACCGUGUCUCCACCGACGUCGUCACAGCCAACAAAGAACCCUUACCCACUGAGGAGCCCCAACAGGAGAAGCUGGUAACUGAGUUCCCAACAUCUGAGGCACUCCCAGCACGAGCGGUGCUGGGAGAACUGAGGGUCUCCAGUGUCACACCCAACUCUGUGCAGCUGCAGUGGAGUGUCCCUGAGGGCUCCUUUGAGUCCUUCAUGCUGCAGUACCGGGAUGCCCAGGGCCAGCCCCAGGCCCUGCCCAUCGAUGGCGGGUCCCACUCAGUGACGGUGCCGGGGCUGUCCCCGUCUCGCCGGUACCGCUUCCACCUCUAUGGGUUGCGGGGCAGGAAGAAGAUUGACCACGUCUCCACCGAGGUCCUGACAGCUGCAGAAGAGCCAGAGGAGCUGCCCCUGCCCUCAGAGGAACCGCAGCAUGAGAAACCCCAAACUGAGGCCCCUGCAACUGAGGCCACUCCAGCACGGGCAGUGCUGGAGGAGCUGAGGGUCUCCACCAUCACCCCCAGCUCCGUGGGGCUGCAGUGGACUGUCCCCAAGGGCUCCUUCGACUCCUUUAUGCUGCAAUAUCGGGAUGCCCAAGGCCAGCCCCAGGCCCUGCCCAUCGAUGGCGGGUCUCGCUCGGUGACAGUGCCGGGGCUGUCCCCAUCCCAUCGGUACCGCUUCCACCUCUAUGGGCUGCGGGGCAGUAAAAGGAUUGACCGUGUCUCCACUGACGUCGUCACAGCCAGCAAAGAACCCUUACCCACUGAGGAGCCCCAACAGGAGAAGCUGGUAACUGAGUUCCCAACAUCUGUGGCACUCCCAGCACGAGCGGUGCUGGGAGAACUGAGGGUCUCCAGUGUCACACCCAACUCUGUGCAGCUGCAGUGGAAUGUCCCUGAGGGCUCCUUUGAGUCCUUCAUGCUGCAGUACCGGGAUGCCCAGGGCCAGCCCCAGGCCCUGCCCAUCGAUGGCGAGUCCCACUCGGUGACGGUGCCGGGGCUGUCCCCGUCUCGCCGGUACCGCUUCCACCUCUAUGGGUUGCGGGGCAGGAAGAAGAUUGACCACGUCUCCACCGAGGUCCUGACAGCUGCAGAAGAGCCAGAGGAGCUGCCCCUGCCCUCAGAGGAACCGCAGCAUGAGAAACUCCAAACUGAGGCCCCUGCAACUGAGGCCACUCCAGCACGGGCAGUGCUGGAGGAGCUGAGGGUCUCCACCAUCACCCCCAGCUCCGUGGGGCUGCAGUGGACUGUCCCCAAGGGCUCCUUCGACUCCUUUAUGCUGCAAUAUCGGGAUGCCCAAGGCCAGCCCCAGGCCCUGCCCAUCGAUGGCGGGUCUCGCUCGGUGACAGUGCCGGGGCUGUCCCCAUCCCAUCGGUACCGCUUCCACCUCUAUGGGCUGCGGGGCAGUAAAAGGAUUGACCGUGUCUCCACUGACGUCGUCACAGCCAGCAAAGAACCCUUGCCCUCAGAAGAUCCCCAACAGGAGAAGCUGGUAACUGAGUUCCCAACAUCUGAGGCACUCCCAGCACGAGCGGUGCUGGGAGAACUGAGGGUCUCCAGUGUCACACCCAACUCUGUGCAGCUGCAGUGGAGUGUCCCUGAGGGCUCCUUUGAGUCCUUCAUGCUGCAGUACCGGGAUGCCCAGGGCCAGCCCCAGGCCCUGCCCAUCGAUGGCGGGUCCCACUCGGUGAUGGUGCCGGGGCUGUCCCCGUCUCGCCGGUACCGCUUCCACCUCUAUGGGUUGCGGGGCAGGAAGAAGAUUGACCACGUCUCCACCGAGGUCCUGACAGCUGCAGAAGAGCCAGAGGAGCUGCCCCUGCCCUCAGAGGAACCGCAGCAUGAGAAACUCCAAACUGAGGCCCCUGCAACUGAGGCCACUCCAGCACGGGCAGUGCUGGAGGAGCUGAGGGUCUCCACCAUCACCCCCAGCUCUGUGGGGCUGCAGUGGACUGUCCCCAAGGGCUCCUUCGACUCCUUUAUGCUGCAAUAUCGGGAUGCCCAAGGCCAGCCCCAGGCCCUGCCCAUCGAUGGCGGGUCUCGCUCGGUGACAGUGCCGGGGCUGUCCCCAUCCCAUCGGUACCGCUUCCACCUCUAUGGGCUGCGGGGCAGUAAAAGGAUUGACCGUGUCUCCACCGACGUCGUCACAGCCAGCAAAGAACCCUUGCCCUCAGAAGAGCCCCAACAGGAGAAGCUGGUAACUGAGUUCCCAACAUCUGAGGCACUCCCAGCACGAGCGGUGCUGGGAGAACUGAGGGUCUCCAGUGUCACACCCAACUCUGUGCAGCUGCAGUGGAGUGUCCCUGAGGGCUCCUUUGAGUCCUUCAUGCUGCAGUACCGGGAUGCCCAGGGCCAGCCCCAGGCCCUGCCCAUCGAUGGCGGGUCCCACUCGGUGACGGUGCCGGGGCUGUCCCCAUCUCGCUGGUACCGCUUCCACCUCUGUGGGUUGCGGGGCAGGAAGAAGAUUGACCACGUCUCCACCGAGGUCCUGACAGCUGCAGAAGAGCCAGAGGAGCUGCCCCUGCCCUCAGAGGAACCGCAGCAUGAGAAACUCCAAACUGAGGCCCCUGCAACUGAGGUCACUCCAGCACGGGCAGUGCUGGAGGAGCUGAGGGUCUCCACCAUCACCCCCAGCUCCGUGGGGCUGCAGUGGACUGUCCCCAAGGGCUCCUUCGACUCCUUUAUGCUGCAAUAUCGGGAUGCCCAAGGCCAGCCCCAGGCCCUGCCCAUCGAUGGCGGGUCUCGCUCGGUGACAGUGCCGGGGCUGUCCCCAUCCCAUCGGUACCGCUUCCACCUCUAUGGGCUGCGGGGCAGUAAAAGGAUUGACCGUGUCUCCACCGACGUCGUCACAGCCAGCAAAGAACCCUUGCCCUCAGAAGAUCCCCAACAGGAGAAGCUGGUAACUGAGUUCCCAACAUCUGAGGCACUCCCAGCACGAGCGGUGCUGGGAGAACUGAGGGUCUCCAGUGUCACACCCAACUCUGUGCAGCUGCAGUGGAGUGUCCCUGAGGGCUCCUUUGAGUCCUUCAUGCUGCAGUACCGGGAUGCCCAGGGCCAGCCCCAGGCCCUGCCCAUCGAUGGCGGGUCCCACUCGGUGACAGUGCCGGGGCUGUCCCCGUCUCGCCGGUACCGCUUCCACCUCUAUGGGUUGCGGGGCAGGAAGAAGAUUGACCACAUCUCCUCUGAGGUCCUGACAGCUGCAGAAGAGCCAGAGGAGGUGCCCCUGCCCUCAGAGGAACCGCAGCAUGAGAAACUCCAAACUGAGGCCCCUGCAACUGAGGCCACUCCAGCACGGGCAGUGCUGGAGGAGCUGAGGGUCUCCACCAUCACCCCCAGCUCCGUGGGGCUGCAGUGGACUGUCCCCAAGGGCUCCUUCGACUCCUUUAUGCUGCAAUAUCGGGAUGCCCAAGGCCAGCCCCAGGCCCUGCCCAUCGAUGGCGGGUCUCGCUCGGUGACAGUGCCGGGGCUGUCCCCAUCCCAUCGGUACCGCUUCCACCUCUAUGGGCUGCGGGGCAGUAAAAGGAUUGACCGUGUCUCCACUGACGUCGUCACAGCCAGCAAAGAACCCUUACCCACUGAGGAGCCCCAACAGGAGAAGCUGGUAACUGAGUUCCCAACAUCUGAGGCACUCCCAGCACGAGCAGUGCUGGGAGAACUGAGGGUCUCCAGUGUCACACCCAACUCUGUGCAGCUGCAGUGGAGUGUCCCUGAGGGCUCCUUUGAGUCCUUCAUGCUGCAGUACCGGGAUGCCCAGGGCCAGCCCCAGGCCCUGCCCAUCGAUGGCGGGUCCCACUCGGUGACGGUGCCGGGGCUGUCCCCGUCUCGCCGGUACCGCUUCCACCUCUAUGGGUUGCGGGGCAGGAAGAAGAUUGACCACGUCUCCACCGAGGUCCUGACAGCUGCAGAAGAGCCAGAGGAGGUGCCCCUGCCCUCAGAGGAACCGCAGCAUGAGAAACCCCAAACUGAGGCCCCUGCAACUGAGGCCACUCCAGCACGGGCAGUGCUGGAGGAGCUGAGGGUCUCCACCAUUACCCCCAGCUCCGUGGGGCUGCAGUGGACUGUCCCCAAGGGCUCCUUCGACUCCUUUAUGCUGCAAUAUCGGGAUGCCCAAGGCCAGCCCCAGGCGCUGCCCAUCGAUGGCGGGUCUCGCUCGGUGACAGUGCCGGGGCUGUCCCCAUCCCAUCGGUACCGCUUCCACCUCUAUGGGCUGCGGGGCAGUAAAAGGAUUGACCGUGUCUCCACCGACGUCGUCACAGCCAGCAAAGAACCCCUGUCCUCUGAAGAGUCCCAACAGGUGAAGCCGGAAAUUGAGGUCCCAGCAUCUGAGGCAAUCCCGGCACGAGCGGUGCUGGGAGAACUGAGGGUCUCCAGUGUCACACCCAACUCUGUGCAGCUGCAGUGGAGUGUCCCUGAGGGCUCCUUUGAGUCUUUCAUGCUGCAGUACCGGGAUGCCCAGGGCCAGCCCCAGGCCCUGCCCAUCGGUGGCAGGUCCCACUCGGUGACAGUGCCAGAGCUGUCCCCGUCCCAUCGGUACCGCUUCCACCUCUACGGGAUGCAGGGCAGGAAGAAGGUUGACCACGUCUCCACCGAGGUCCUGACAGCUGCAGAAGAGCCAGAGGAGCUGCCCCUGCCCUCAGAGGAACUGCAGCAUGAGAAACUCCAAACUGAGGCCCCUGCAACUGAGGCCACUCCAGCACGGGCAGUGCUGGAGGAGCUGAGGGUCUCCACCAUCACCCCCAGCUCCGUGGGGCUGCAGUGGACUGUCCCCAAGGGCUCCUUCGACUCCUUUAUGCUGCAAUAUCGGGAUGCCCAAGGCCAGCCCCAGGCCCUGCCCAUCGAUGGCGGGUCUCGCUCGGUGACAGUGCCGGGGCUGUCCCCAUCCCAUCGGUACCGCUUCCACCUCUAUGGGCUGCGGGGCAGUAAAAGGAUUGACCGUGUCUCCACCGACGUCGUCACAGCCAGCAAAGAACCCUUGCCCUCAGAAGAGCCCCAACAGGAGAAGCCGGAAAUUGAGUUCCCAACAUCUGAGGCACUCCCAGCACGAGCGGUGCUGGGAGAACUGAGGGUCUCCAGUGUCACACCCAACUCUGUGCAGCUGCAGUGGAGUGUCUCUGAGGGCUCCUUUGAGUCCUUCAUGCUGCAGUACCGGGAUGCCCAGGGCCAGCCCCAGGCCCUGCCCAUCGAUGGCGGGUCCCACUCGGUGACGGUGCCGGGGCUGUCCCCGUCUCGCCGGUACCGCUUCCACCUCUAUGGGUUGCGGGGCAGGAAGAAGAUUGACCACGUCUCCACCGAGGUCCUGACAGCUGCAGAAGAGCCAGAGGAGCUGCCCCUGCCCUCAGAGGAACCGCAGCAUGAGAAACCCCAAACUGAGGCCCCUGCAACUGAGGCCACUCCAGCACAGGCAGUGCUGGAGGAGCUGAGGGUCUCCACCAUCACCCCCAGCUCCGUGGGGCUGCAGUGGACUGUCCCCAAGGGCUCCUUCGACUCCUUUAUGCUGCAAUAUCGGGAUGCCCAAGGCCAGCCCCAGGCGCUGCCCAUCGAUGGCGGGUCUCGCUCGGUGACGGUGCCGGGGCUGUCCCCAUCCCAUCAGUACCGCUUCCACCUCUAUGGGCUGCGGGGCAGUAAAAGGAUUGACCGUGUCUCCACCGACGUCAUCACAGCCACAGACAAGCCAGAGGAGCCACCCUUGCCCUCAGAGGAUCCCAAAACUGAAACCCUGCCAACUGAGGACAAUCAACCUGAGCACCCCCAAACUGAGGUCCCCCCAGCACGAGCAGUGCUGGGAGAGCUGAGGGUCUCCAGUGUCACACCCAACUCUGUGCAGCUGCAGUGGAGUGUCCCUGAGAGCCCCUUUGAGUCCUUCAUGCUGCAGUACCGGGAUGCCCAAGGCCAGCCCCAGGCCCUGCCCAUCGAUGGCGGGUCCCGCUCAGUGACAGUGCUGGAGCUGUCCCCAUCCCAUCGGUACCGCUUCCACCUCUACGGGUUGCAGGGUGGAAAAAGGAUUGACCACAUGUCCACCAAUGUUGCCACAGCCAAGGGCCCCCCAUCUGAGGCCCCCUCAGCACAGGCAGUGCUGGGAGAGCUGAAGGUCUCCAGUGUCACACCCAACUCUGUGCAGCUGCAGUGGAGUGUCCCUGAGGGCUCCUUUGAGUCCUUCAUGCUGCAGUACCGGGAUGCCCAGGGCCAGCCCCAGGCCCUGCCCAUCGAUGGCGGGUCCCACUCGGUGAUGGUGCCGGGGCUGUCCCCGUCUCGCCGGUACCGCUUCCACCUCUAUGGGUUGCGGGGCAGGAAGAAGAUUGACCGUGUCUCCACUGACAUUGUCACAGCUGACAGGGAAGCUACAGCAGUGCCAGAGGAGCUGCCUCUGCCAUCAGAGGAACCCCAAGAUGAGAAACACCAAACUGAGGCCCCCCCAUCUGCAACCCCCCCGGCGUGGGCAGUGCUGAAGGAGCUGAGAGUCUCCAGCAUCACCCCUGACUCUGUGGGACUGCAGUGGAGCGUCCCUGAGGGCCCUUUUGAGUCCUUCAUGCUGCAGUACCGGGAUGCCCAGGGCCAGCCCCAGGCCCUGCCCAUCGAUGGUGGGUCCCGCUCAGUGACAGUGCCAGGGCUGUCCCCGUCUCACCGGUACCGCUUCCACCUCUAUGGGCUGCGGGGCAGGAAGAGGGUCUACCAUACCUCCACUGAAGCUGUUACAGUUGAGUCCCCCUCAACUGACACUCCCUUGGCACGGGCAGUGUUGCGGGAGCUGAGAAUCUCCAGUGUCACGCCCAGCUCUGUGGGGCUGCAGUGGACUGUCCCCAAGGGCUCCUUCGACUCCUUUAUGCUGCAGUAUCGGGAUGCCCAAGGCCAGCCCCAGGUCCUGCCUGUCGAUGGCGGGUCCCGCUCAGUGACGGUGCCAGGGCUGUCCCCAUCCCAUCGGUACCGCUUCCACCUCUAUGGGCUGCGUGGAGGCAAAAGGAUUGACCACGUCUCCACUGACAUCAUCACAGCCACAGCCAAGCCAGAGGAGCUGCCCCUGCCCUCAGAGGAGCCCCAACCUGACGACCCCAAAGCAAAAGACCCCCAAACUGAGGUCCCCGCAUCUGAGGCACGGGCAGUGCUGAGAGAGCUGAGAGUCUCCAGUGUCACACCCAACUCUGUGCAGCUUCAGUGGAGUGUCCCUGAGGGCUCCUUUGAGUCCUUCAUGCUGCAGUACCGGGAUGCCCAGGGCCAGCCCCAGGCCCUGCCCAUCGAUGGCGGGUCCCACUCGGUGACGGUGCCGGGGCUGUCCCCAUCCCACCGGUACCGCUUCCACCUCUACGGGCUGCAGGGUGGGAAGAGGAUUGACCGUGUCUCCACUGAAGCCAUCACUGGCGCCCCAGGGACCCUCUGGGUGGGCUCUGUGUGGCCCCGCAGUGCCUGGCUGCACUGGGACCCCCCCCACGCCCCCCCUGAUGGCUAUGAGCUGGAGUACGGCCCCCCCGGGGGGCCCCAGCAGACCCUGUGGCUGCCUCCCGAGGCUACAUCACAGCAGCUGUGGGGGCUAGAGCCAGCGGGACGCUAUGGGGUGCGCCUGUGGGGCCGAGGGGGAGACCCCCAAACCGCCCCCCUCGAGGCCACGUUCGACACUCCCCCUCUCCCGCACCCGCACCCCCGGGACUGCACCGAGGAGCAGCUGAACGGGCCGGGCCCCUCGCGGGAGACCCUCAUCUUCCUCCGCGGGGACCCGGCCCGGCCCCUCAGGGUCUUCUGUGACAUGGAGACGGACGGCGGCGGCUGGCUGGUGUUCCAGCGCCGCCAGGACGGAGGAACCGACUUUUGGCGGGGGUGGGAGUCGUAUGCCCGCGGCUUCGGCAACGUCAGCGGCGAGUUCUGGCUCGGGAACGAGGCGCUGCACGAGCUGACGGCCGCGGGCCCCACGGAGCUGCGCGUUGACCUGCGCACCGCCCGCGACUCCGCCUUCGCGCUCUAUCGCGACUUCGCUGUCGGCGGCGCCGAGGAGCGAUAUCGGCUCAGAGUGGGGGCGUUCAGCGGCACCGCCGGGGACGCCCUCUCCUACCACUCGGGCAGCCCCUUCUCGACAAGGGACCGGGACUCUCGGGACCCUCGGGACCGCCGCGACCCCUUGGGGCGCCCCCGGCCACCCCCCUGCGCCGUGGCCUACGGGGGCGCCUGGUGGUACCGCAACUGCCACUACGCCAACCUGAACGGGCGCUACGGGACCCCCCGAGACCACCAGGGCAUCCACUGGUUCCCUUGGAAAGGCUUCGACGUCUCCAUCCCCUUCACCGAGAUGAAGCUGCGGCCACAGCGUGGUUGAGGGGGUCCCCUGAGUACUAGGGGGUCCCAGGGUCUAGGGGGGACCCCUGGGUGCUGGGGGGUCCCAGGGUCUGGGGGGCUCUCUGGGUGCUGGGGGGUCCCAGAUGGGACUUGGGGAGGCUCAAAGGUGAAACUUUUAUUGGGGGGUAAUAAAAGCUGAUGUGACUCCCCUGUCCUGUGGUGAACUGGGGUGGGAGAGAGAAGGGAGUCAGGCCAAGGUCAUUCCAGGGUCAAGGUCAUUCCCAGGGCGACUAGGGGCAAGGCAGCUCCAAACGGUCCUUGUGGUUCUGGUCCCAGUGUCCACUGAAGUGCUGGACCUGAUCUCCCCACUGGCCCUGGAGAUGGCGAGAUGUCCCAGCCUGGGCAACAUGAACUUGUGGGCAAGGAUGGGGUGGGGUGGCUCAUCCAGGGAAGCCAAAAAUAGAGGUCAUUGAGUCAGGCAAAGCAAGUCCCUGGAACUGGAGCACCCUGGGUGUCCUCCCAAGACUCAGAGAUGGAUUCGGAUCGUGGUCAUGCCAUGCUCGUCUCCUGGUCAUGGUCAUGUUGUGGUCAUCUCAUUGUCACAGGCAUCUCAUGGUUGUGUCGUAGUCAUCUCAUGUCACGAUCCCAUAGUCAUCACUAUCAUGUCACACUCAUUUAAUGGUCAUGGUCUUCUCAUAGUCAUCUCAAGGUCAUUCAGCUCCUGACCUGGUGAGGGAAUUCAAUCCCUGACCUAGGUGUGGGGGUUCUGUCCAUGCACAGCCACUUUCUGUCCCAGGGUCAUGGAUCCCUUCCAGCACCUCAGGAUUUCUGGGGUCUUUUAUCCCAGAUGAAGAGACAUGCCCUCAACUCUUGUGAC
Molecule: messenger RNA, 11989 nt
Organism: Corvus hawaiiensis (hawaiian crow)
Lineage: Eukaryota; Metazoa; Chordata; Aves; Passeriformes; Corvidae
Product: tenascin-X-like
Exons: 39
Coding region: 47-11152 (3701 amino acids)
Molecular function (GO): protein binding
Source: RefSeq, a predicted model, not a curated record